Molecule: messenger RNA, 798 nt
Organism: Chaetura pelagica (chimney swift)
Lineage: Eukaryota; Metazoa; Chordata; Aves; Apodiformes; Apodidae
Gene: FBXO39
Product: F-box protein 39
Source: RefSeq, a predicted model, not a curated record
AUGUGCACUAUAGAGGUUAUACUACAAUUUAAACCAAAUAACUUGUUUAACCCUGACUGCUGGAGCUGCUUGACAAACAAAAGAUUUAUAACUGAAAUAAUUGAGGGUUUCUUCAGUCUCUGCUUUCCUGUUUACAGCAGCACCUUGUUGCUACAAACUAUGUCGAAGUUCCACAGCUUGGUCACCCUGACUUUGAAUUACAACUGCAUCUCUGAUUGCUGAACAUCCUGAAGGAGCACGGUGCUUAUUCUCUGCACCCGUGACUUUUAUGGGCAACUGGUCUGUGGAUUGUCGUGGGCAAACUCGGCCAAGAGAGCCCCCAUAUUGAAUGUGGACUUCUUCUUUGAAAGAGUUAUGAAGCAUGAUCAACUAGCCAGGAUCCUGCUAGCGGAGAUCUCAGUCAGGAGCAUCAGUCUAUGGAGCUGUUCUUUCAGUGACCCAGAAUAGAUAAUGAGACCGAUGCUCACUAACCUACCAGCCUACUGCCAUCUUCUGCAGGAAUUAACAGUUGAACUGAACAAUAACCAUGAGCUGCUGCACAACAUGCAUCUACAGCUCAUCUUAUUAUGCAUGUUAUUUCUGAAAGUCUGGGCAUUUCCAAGUGCUACCUUUAUGGAGAGGCUGCUACACAACUGUGCAGAAAGCAAAUGCAUUUUGACUAAUAUCAAGAGCAGGAUUUACACAGCCCACCAAGACGUCAGUGAAAAGGAUGGGCUGUUGGGUGAUAUUUACAGGACGUUCAAACACCUGAUUGACUCAGAGCUUAAUCACUUUGUCAUCACAUACCCAGUGCUGUAA